Molecule: messenger RNA, 3029 nt
Organism: Effrenium voratum
Lineage: Eukaryota; Dinophyceae; Suessiales; Symbiodiniaceae
Source: the annotation of a GenBank genome assembly
AUUUGCAGACUUUCCCGGCCUCCAUGCAUGGGAUGUGCUGAUUUGCAGUCUGAUGGUGGCUGGGGCUCGCAAGGACAGAAGAUGUCGCGCGGCUAAUGAUCGAGGCAAUCUUGCGGUGGUCCCUCCUGGCAGUGCUUGGCAUAGCAGGAAGAUCUGAAGGUGAUGUUCCGGUGCACAUCGGAAGUCAGCCACUAGGCUGGCCGAGUUCAGAGCUCCUUCCUGGAACCGUGGUUGGGCAGGGCCGCUAUGUCCUGGCGGAGAAACUUUGCGAGGUCUGCCAUUUGCCUAGCCAGCCGGACGGAGUCUUCCGGGCCCUUCCAUCAAGCCAAAGGUUGCUUCUGGAUGAUGGCCAGGGCCAGGGUCAAGUGGUGCCGUACGAGGGCCUUGCUGCCGCUAUUGCCAGCGACCUGCCGGGACUACCGCAGUCUUCACAGCUGGUCUUCCUGCCUGCUGUGCAUGACUAUGCCGUGUCGCAUUUGCAGCGACAUUAUCUUUAUCACGAGGCAGCGUGGCGCUACAACUUCGGACCGCGUCUGGGCAAGGGCUCUUUCGGUGAGGCAUGGCGAGCUGUCACCCUCGAUGGCUCUAUGAAGGAGGUGGUUUUGAAGCGCCUCUUUGUCGAGAAGGGUGAGCAUGUGCGCAGGAGCGGCGAGCGGGAAAUCUAUUUCGGAACCAUCCUGCAAAAUCGGCACCACAUUGCAAGGUUUCUGGAGUCCUUUGAGGAAGUGGUCGAAGGCAAGCCAAACGAACUCUGGCUGGUUUUUGAGAACGAGGGCUUCUCCCUAACGCACUUCCUCUUCAAGACGCAGCCAGGCUCACAGGUUGUGGAAUGCUCAACCUUCUGGUGGCUGAUGAAGCAAGGUCUGCCAUGGGGCGAAAAAAUAUUGAAGAACUUUGCCUACCAGCUUUUGCAAGGCAUUGCCGUGACCCACAGUGCCAAUAUCACCCACAGAGAUGUCAAAGGCUCCAAUGUCUUUGUUACAGACACUUGGCCACCUGUUGUGCGGCUUGGUGACUUUGGCAGUGCAUUGAAGACUCCUCCCUCGGAGGAAGUGCGAAAGAUGUAUGGAAGGGAAGGGCCAUCUGACGACGACGAAACUCUGGAGUACAAGCCGCCUGAAGCAGGCCUCUUCGACAGCCUGCUUCUGCACAAGGUCGGCCUGGAGCGUAGCAGCUCUUGGCGCAGCAAGAGCUAUGAUCUCUGGAGCCUUGGCAUCCUCCUGCUGGAGAUGGUGCUUGGCACCCGGGAUGUCUAUCGGGUUGAUGACCGGCGCUGGAUGAAGGAAGAGUUCCAGCUCAGAAAGCAGCAUGUGCCAGAAGAGCGCAGGGAACAAGGCAGGGCACUCCUUGCUCUUCUGGACCUGUGCUUGGGUCAUCCACAGGCACCUUUGCCUUGGUUCUUUGAGCUCCAAAACUCGCGAGCGCCUGCUGGAGAUCAUUCAGAGUGCUCUGAUGCAGAGUUUGCAGAACGUCUCCGACAACAGGAUGCGGCUGGUGUUGGCCUGGCAAGUGCGGCUGGCCGGGAUUUGCUCCGACGAUUGCUGCGCUGGAAUCCCGAAGAGAGGAUCCCGGCCCAGGAUGCCUUGAAGCAUCCAUGGUUCGAUGAUGGCAUUGACCUACCUCCCCUUCGAGUAUUCAAAUCCACAGCUUCUGCAGCCGGUGCAGUGCAUCCCGAAGCUUCAGGCCAAAGUCUCUCCGAUCCUGAGACCACUGUUGGUCAGUUGCGGUGGGAUCUAGACGGCAACUUUGAAGGCGAAUCGGAAGACUUCAACUUGGACUGGAGCGAGGAUUCGGACACGGCCCUGGUGAAGUGGGAUGAAGGAGAAGGAACUUUGGCUGGUGAGUACUCCGUGAUGUCAAGCUGUCCAGGGCUCAGUGCCCACAUCGCCUCGGACGAUGAUGUUGGCCGGCGCAAGUCCAUGGAGGACAGGCAUUCCAUUCAAAACAUCUCCGCAGCCUGUGAAGGUGGCAAGGCUGGAUACUUUGCCAUUUUUGAUGGUCAUGCUGGCACCUGGACAGCGACCUGGCUGGCGCGAUCGCUGCACCACCGAUUGCAGCUAAGAAGGAAUGCUAGCACAGCACUUGCAGCUGCAUUUGCUUCAUUUGACAAGGAUCAGCUGGAGUAUCGCACUUCUAUAAAUGAAGAGGGCACUGGCAGCACAGCUCUUGUGGGUGUCCUCUGCAAUUGCACACUGCACCUGGCCAACCUUGGCGAUUGUCGAGCUGUCGCAGCCCUCCGCGGCACUUGGUCCAGCGCAGGCGACUUAGCUCAGGAGGAUGUUGACUGGCCGAUUGGCGCGCGGGUGGAGGUGCGGGAAGCCCGCAGUGCGGAGUUGCAAGGACAGCGGGGCACCCUGGUGGAGGCGAGACUGCAGAUGCGGGGCCCAACCGACCGCGCCGUGUGUUUUUUGUUGUGCGGCUUUUGCGCGAUGGUGCCCUGCGGCCGUUCCGCGCGCAAUCACUUCGCCUUCUCAGUGAGCUUCGAGCAGUACGACUCACAAAGGAUCACAAACCUGGCACUCCUGAAGAGAAACUCCGUAUCGAGGCUUUGGGCGGAAAGGUUGAGAGGGCCACGGGCAAGGGCGACAAAGAGCGCUCUGCCCGCGUCGCCGGCUUGGCCACUUCGAGGAGCUUUACAGGCUCAGAGCGACGACCGCUCGUGAGUGCAGAGCCAGAGCUUUGGACUCUGCCUUUGCUGCCGGCUGGAGGUUCUGGGGAUGGAAACGAUUCUGAAUGUCGGCAGGGGGCUGCUGCAAUACCAGACUCUCUGCCACCGAGUUCCCAACCUCUGUUCAUCGUCCUGGCCAGCGACGGAGUUUGGGACGUGCUGGAAGAUCAGCUCGUUGUAGACCUCGUCUGGGACCUGCUCGGCUCUGUGCAGGACCCACGUCGUGGGAUGGCUGGUGUGCUGCAAGACGCAGCCCAACUGGUGGUCCAGGGUUAUGCACUUUCUUCAGCACUGACAGAGGCUGCCAAAGAUCGCGGCUCGACGGAUAACUUGACUUGCUUGAUUCUGUUAUUGUCGUCAU